Vitis vinifera (wine grape) is the source of this 1086-nucleotide messenger RNA. RefSeq lists its product as uncharacterized. The record is from RefSeq and is a predicted model, not a curated record. The transcript has 4 exons. The coding region runs from base 1 to 1086 and encodes 361 amino acids. NCBI's taxonomy places the organism in Eukaryota, Viridiplantae, Streptophyta, Magnoliopsida, Vitales, Vitaceae.
AUGUAUCCGGCAGAUAUGCACCCAGAUGAGCGGGAUGCAUAUCGAUCUGCAGUUCGUGCCUCGAAAGCAUCAGAAUGGGAACGUGAACAAUAUGAGAAUAUUGUAGGAAGCAAACGCAAAACAGGGGAGUCUUCACAGUCUCCUGGAUUACCGUCGAUAAUGCGAAAAUCACAUAGUAUGCGACAUUCGCAACAAUCACCCCCUAUUGCCCCUUCACUUUACAAGUCUUCUGUAGCAAAACAAAAAAAUAUCAAAGAUAUAUUCAAGGGUGGUGCAAUUAAAGAAACGAUAAGACGCUUAAUUAGCAAAUUCUUCAUUUAUGAGAGCGUCGCACCCGCAAAAGCAAAGUCUCAUCACUUCAAGAAUAUGAUUAUUGGUGCACAACAAGCUGGAAUGGGAAUCGAACCUCCAUCUCCAUUUGACAUAAAGAACAAGUACUUGGAAAUGGAGUACAGAGAAAUGGAAGCUUAUGUGAACCAACAAAGAGAAAAAUGGAAGACAUAUGGGUGCACAAUAAUGUCAGAUGGAUGGACAGGGCCCACGAAAUUAAGUAUUAUUAAUUUCAUGGUUUAUUCUAAAGGGAGCACGGUCUUCCUUAAGUCAGUUGAUGCAUCGAACUAUAUCAAAGACCACAAGUAUAUAUACGACCUAUUGAAGACUGUUAUCAAAGAAGUCGGUAAAGAAAAUGUGGUCCAAAUUGUCACAGAUAAUGGGUCGGCGUUCAUGAAAGCAGGGAAACAAUUGAUGAAGAAGUAUAACUUAUACUGGACUCCGUGUGCGGCGCACUGCAUCGACUUAAUCUUUGAAGACAUUGGUAAAAGACCCAGUGUUAUCGAGGUGAUAAACAAUGCUCGCAAGAUAACUAACUUCAUUUACAAUUAUGGAUUCGGUGAUCGAGCGGCAAUUGCAGCAAGGUCAACCAUGGUGCCCGAGGUGGAACUGAUGAUGGAGGUGAUAAUGUGGGAGGAGAUAUUAAUGAACGUCAACAUAGUCAAUAUCCAGUCAGCCAAUUCACCUGUGAAAAUACUUUCACACACUGCACACAGGAUGAAGACCAUGGCUCUAGAAGAGCUGGUCCAGGCAUAG